GGGCUCAGGAUGCAAGGCCCAGUUGAGGGGUGGGAAGGAUGGGGGUUCUGGGGCCCCAUGGGACUAGAAGCUGUACAAGAGACAGUCACUGCCCCAGAGGGUUUACAGUCUAUCUAGACAAGACAAAGUAUUAUCCCCAUUUUACAGCUGGGCGCUGAGGCAUGGAGAAAUUAAAGCUCAGAUCCUCACAGGUAUUUUAAAUCAAUAGGCGUUAGGCACCUGAAUACCUUUGAAGACAUGAGCCUAAGGUCGGGUCGACACUUAACGAUUAGAUCAACCUAGCUAUGUCGCACAGGGUGAUGAAAAACUUCGUACCCUCAACAACACAGGGCGACUAACCCCGGUACAGAUGCAACUCGGUUGACAGAAGAUCAACCUAGCUACCGCCUCUCAGAGAAGUGGAUUAACUACAUUGAUGGAAAAACCUCUACUGUCGAUGUAGAAAGUGUACACUGUGCUGUUGUAGCGGCUACGGUGUACACAUGGCCUAAAUGACUUGCCCAAUGUCAAACAGGGAAGCUGUGGCAGAGUUGGUGACUAAAAGAUUUUCUGCGAGAGCAUCUUUCCUAAGAAAAAGCCAUGGGGUCUGGGGCAAGGUUCUUAUCUGGAGCAUGAACAAACCAGAUCGUUCUGGUGAUUAUUUCCGUAGUCCAAGAGGAGGUCCACGCGUUGCUGCUACUGCUGCAUCAAGGUGGUCGGUGGAUUCGUCCUGCUCAUACUGAUAGCAUCAGUCUUCACGGUGCUGUGGUAUUUUCUAGACCCUCGCCCAUGUCAAAAGCCGUCUCCACCCAAUCGCUCCUAUGGAGAGAGAGAGAAGAGAAUGAGCAGCUAACUUCAGCCCAAAAUAUCCCUGGGCAGGCUGAAGGAAUUAAAACCAGUCGAUAUUUCAUGGGCUCAUUCCAGCUGGUGAAUGAAAUCUACUAUUCCCGUCACAGCAACUCUGCUUCGGACACAUUCAAGAGGGAGGCUGCGAAGCUGGAGAACGUGAUCGCUGGUGCGUUUGGUAGGAGUGCCCUGAACAAGAGCUACCAGGGCUUGGCUGUGCUGGCAUUGAGCCCAAGUCCCUUCACGGAGCACUUCAGGCUGCAGUUCAGUGGCACUGAAACGUCAGCGAGGCUCAGCAAUGCCGUGGUGGCGCACGAAUUGGCACAAGAGUACCAGGGCGCAGGGGACAAAGUCGAAAUGUCCAUGGACGUUGGCAGCUUGCUGGUGAGAGAUUAUGGCACUUGCUCGUCGGUGCCUGGGGGUGACACCGAUGCACCGUGGCCAUGGCAAGCCGCAGAGCGGAAGAACGGAGACCCAGCAUGUGCAGGAAGCCUGAUCUCAGAGGGCUGGGUGUUGUGCAUGGCAAGUUGUGUCACAACCAGAUGGCAGCUGGAGGAGCCUGUGCGUGCCCAGGAAAGAGAGCUGCUUUUCAUUGAAAGAAUCAUUCCAUCCACGAUAAAACACCAAACCCGGCAUCCCUAUGCUGCAUUCGCUAAGGUUGCUCCUUUUGUUCCAUGGAUGCAACCCUACCUUCUCACCUGACCGUGUGCACGGGUUCUUGUUGGGUUGGAGUUUGUAGGCCCUUGUGCUCUGCUCCUCAAUCUAACUGAUGGAGCUACAUUGGGUGCAUGUUCUUACAGGCAUGUGAGAAUACAUUUUCAGAGGCGCUCACGCGCCCCGCAUGCUCCUUUGAAUAUGCAGUGUGUACCCAAGACCCCGCUGGCUUAUUCAUAAGACGACUUCAUUUCCUAGCUCCUGGCAGAAAGGAUCUAGUUAUGCAAAGAUGCAGCUUACGCGCGUGUUAUCACUCCCGGAUGCCAUAGCUCUUAAGAUCGAUCCUCCAUGGCUUGCACCUCCGUACAUGAGAGCCUCUAAGGCAGAUCAAUCAGAUUGUUUUAGCACAGUAGGGCCAAAUCCAUUGCUGAUGAUGCCAGUGGAGUUACACCAGUAAUGAGCUAGGCUCAUGAUGUACGGAUUCCAAUGGGCCACGAACAGCGUCGUUUCGGUCACUACUUCGGCCUGUAAUGCACGUAUUGGGUCUAUACUGCUGCCGCCAGUGGCCUAGGCAUGCACAGAGCUUACAAUUUGCACGUCUUGUGGUGAAGAUUCCCUAGGGCAACAUUUUACCACCUGAUAAUAAAAAUGAGGCCAGAAAAAUCCAUAAGCGCAAUGGCACCAAUGUGAAAUUAAGCUUCCUUGGGUAACAUGCUGCCAGCAGCAUUAACAGAUACAAUGCUGGGUAAUGGAGGAGCAGAGGAUUUCCAGCCCAGGCUUCAACAAUACUACAGUCCAAGGAAAAUCAAUAAAAAACACUAAGGAAGAACUGAGGAGAGAGAAUGGGGAAUAAAAUGAACACACUUAACAUCAAUAAAGGUUUGGGGAGCAGGGAAAAGGA
Chrysemys picta bellii (western painted turtle) is the source of this 2380-nucleotide messenger RNA. NCBI's taxonomy places the organism in Eukaryota, Metazoa, Chordata, Testudines, Emydidae. The record is from RefSeq and is a predicted model, not a curated record.